Alosa sapidissima (American shad) is the source of this 2797-nucleotide messenger RNA. RefSeq names its product guanylate cyclase 1, soluble, beta 2 (gene gucy1b2). The record is from RefSeq and is a predicted model, not a curated record. The transcript is spliced from 16 exons. Bases 349 to 2523 code for a protein of 724 amino acids. Lineage: Eukaryota; Metazoa; Chordata; Actinopteri; Clupeiformes; Clupeidae. Gene Ontology annotation, biological process: response to oxygen levels; cGMP biosynthetic process. Gene Ontology annotation, molecular function: heme binding; guanylate cyclase activity. Gene Ontology annotation, cellular component: guanylate cyclase complex, soluble.
AAUGGGUGACAGUUCUGUGUCAUAUUUUAGGACAAAACUUUCUGUUAUCUGAUUUUUUAACUGUAAAUAUCGGAAUAUUUCGUUAUCAGUUAGGUUAAAGUUGUUUUUAAGCUGCUUAAAUGGAAUAAUUUCUGAAAAAUGAUAUCUGAGAUGGUCAUUACGGUUUAUCCAGGAACUCCAAUUUCUUUUUCUUCGUAUUUUGGAUUGUGAUGGCCGGGUUAUUCCAAAGACCCCUCCCCUAUUGUGUGUUUGUCCAUGUGUGUGUGUGUGUGUGUGUGAUGUGAGAGAUUGGUCUAGAGCUGUGAAUGCACUGUGAGGAUAAGGCAAGUCUGAACAAGCUGGUGAAAAAUGUACGGUUUCAUCAACACCUGUUUGAAAUCCCUGGUCAUAGAGAAGUUUGGUGAAGAGACUUGGGAAAAACUAAGGACACUGGCCGAGGUCCAGGACACUUUUAUGACCUACGAAAUUUAUGACGACAUCAUGACCCUGAGGCUGGUCUCGGAGGCUUGUGCGAUGCUGGAUGUGUCCUCAGAGGUGGUGCUUAAGCUCUUUGGCGAGUACUUCUUCAGCUUCUGCAAGAUGUCUGGCUACGACACCAUGCUGCGCACACUCGGUGGCAACCUGGUGGAGUUUAUCGAAAACCUGGAUGCUCUUCACAGCUACCUAGCGUUGUCCUAUCAAGAGAUGAACGCGCCUUCCUUUCGGGUUGAGAAAAUGAAUGACAACAGAAUGCUUCUCCAUUAUUACUCCGAUCGCAAAGGCUUGUAUCACAUAGUGCCUGGAAUUAUAGAGGCGGUAGCAAGGGACUUCUUUGACAGUGAGGUGGACAUGACCGUGCUUAACCAAUCAGAGGAGAAUGAGCGCACGGGGAAGAAGGAACAUGUGGUCUUUCUCGUGGUCCAGAGGCCUAACCAGGCACAGAGGAGAGCUCAGCCCAGUGAUGGACAAGCCCAAGUUCAAAAAGAGGCAUACAAGAAGGAGGUGGAAGAGACCAUGAACAGACUGAAGGACAGAUACAGCAGCCUUCCUGCAUGUCCAAGGAAGAGGGCACCUUGGGACAUUGUCAGGAGCAUUGUUCGAUUUGGCCAAGGGAAUUUUGUCACUGAGUUCAUCCCACAGUAUCCGGAGAGGCUGUGGAUUGAGGAGAAGGCCUUUUGUAAUGCCUUUCCUUUCCACAUUGUCUUCAAUAAAAAUCUGCAAGUGAAGCAAACAGGUGUCAACAUCCAGAAGUUUGUACCUGGCCUCCAGAACAUGGAUAUCCGCCUAGACGAAUACUUCAGCAUCGUCCACCCCCAGGUCACCUUCAACAUCGACAGCAUCAAGAAGUUCAUCAACAGCCAGUUUGUGCUGAAGACACGGCGGGAGAUGAUGCCGGAGUGUGUCCAGCAGCAGGCCAUGCUGAAGCUCAGAGGGCAGAUGGUGUGGAUGGAGUCUCUGGAGUGCAUGGUGUACCUGUGCUCGCCUAAGCUGCGCAGCCUUCAGGAGCUGGAAGCGCGCGGCCUUCACCUGUCCGACAUCGCACCGCACGACACCACACGCGACCUCAUCCUGCUCAACCAGCAGCGGCUGGCCGAAAUCGAGCUCUCCAACCAGCUGGAGCGCAAGAAGGAAGAGCUGCGUGUCCUCUCGCGCCACCUGGAGGUGGAGAAGAAAAAGACAGAGGUACUGCUCUACGCCAUGCUGCCUCGCCACGUCGCCAACCAGCUGAAGGAGGGCAAGAAAGUAGAAGCAGGAGAGUUUAAAGUGUGCACCAUCCUCUUCAGUGAUGUGGUGACCUUCACCAACAUCUGUGCUGCCUGUGAGCCCAUUCAGAUAGUCCACAUGCUGAACUGCAUGUACUCAAAGUUUGAUCGCCUCACGAGCGUCCAUGAUGUAUAUAAGGUCGAGACCAUUGGUGAUGCUUACAUGGUCGUUGGCGGUGUGCCAAUUCCUACAGAGACGCACGCGGAGAGGGUGGCCAACUUUGCCCUGGGAAUGCGGAUUGCUGCCAGGGAGGUGACCAACCCUAUCACAGGAGAGCCCAUUCAGAUACGCGUGGGUCUCCACACGGGGCCCGUGCUGGCAGGUGUGGUAGGGGACAAGAUGCCGCGCUACUGCCUGUUUGGAGACACGGUCAACACGGCCUCUCGCAUGGAAAGUCAUGGAGUUCCUGACCACAUCCACUUGAGUCCAUUUACUUACAGGGCCCUGGAGGGUAAAGGCUUCAACAUUGGAGAGCGCGGGGAGAUCGAGGUGAAGGGAAAAGGUCUGAUGUCCACCUACUUCCUCCUGGGGAACCUUCACGCCACAGAGGAGCAGAUCAUGGGAAGGGAGUCGGACGAGCUGUACAGGGACGCCCCAGAAGGCCGGGUACAGAGCCGCAGAGUCUCUGAGCGCCCAGACAGAAUAAGAAGUGCCCGGUCCUCUGAUGUGGCCAGUGAGGAUCCAAACACCAAGAGCACAGCCACCCACACCAUCUCAGGAGCACAGCCAAUCAACAACCAGCCUAAAUCUGUCAACUCCAGACUCUGCCUCCUGUUAUAGUCAGAUUUAGGUCUGUGUCAAUUAGGUAUUGUGCUACAGUCGUAACAUUAUAUUAAGAUGUAUAAGAACAUAGAAAGUUAUCUUUUUUAUCUAUUUAUUCAUAUUUAUCUAUAUAUGUAUUUAUUUAGGUCUAUGCCUACAUAUAAUAGAGGUGUAGUUCCUGAAAUUGGAGAGGAUAUUUAUGCAGUAGGCCUAGCCUAUGAUCUUUUAAAAACUCAAAUAAUGAUUUUGCGAAUUUACAUGAGACUUAAAUAAAAUGAAAUACUUUGUUCAA